GGAGGUUACCGGAGGGAAGUGCGGGAUUUGCUCACGAAUAUUUCACCUUCCUCUCCUGAACUGUGAAGCCCCAUUCAUACAGCCAUAUAGUCGUUGCCAUUUUUAUUCACAGCUAUACACACUAUUAUUCUCUCAGAAACGGUGCUAUAGAACAAAGAGAAGAAAAUAGCGAAACAGGACGUUCCAGAAACUCCUUCUACCUCCAACGAAAAAGCCACUCAGAGAUGGUCACUGAACAAAAAACACCGGAGGAGGAGAAGGUGGUGGUGGUGCUGGAGAAUGGCACAAUGAGCCGCUCACUCGUCAGACCUUCCGCCGGGAUCCGCUGGAAAGCUGACGCGAUACACGUGAUUCUGAGGCUGUUAUGCGUGGUCAGUUCAGUGAUCGCACUUUCGUUCAUGGUGACGGCCAAGCAAGCUAGCUCUGUCUCCAUCUAUGGCUUUCACCUUCCGGUUUUCUCCAAGUGGUCAUACUCUGAGUCGUUCGAAUAUCUUGUUGGUGUUUCUGCUGCUGUUGCGGCUCACUCCUUGCUGCAGCUACUCAUUGGUACAUCACGGUUGCUAAAGAAAUCUCCUAUGAUUCCCUCAAGAAAUCACGCAUGGCUUAUAUUUGCUGGGGAUCAGUGUUGUGCCCAAAAAUUGCAGGCAUUUGCCUAUGCACUGAUAAGCGCUGGUUCUGCUGCUUCUGGAGUGACCAAUCUGAAUCACACUGGAAUCAGGCAUCCAGCUCUGCCGAGUUUCUGUAAGCCUCUGCAUAAGUUCUGUGACCAUGUAGGCAUCUCAAUAGCCUUCACUUUCAUAGGCUGUUUGCUGCUGGCUGCUUCUGCUAUCCAGGAUGUAAUUUGGCUCUCUAACCACUAGAAAUUGCCUCAUAUUUACACAUACUUGAUGUAACAUAUAAUCUGAAUAUAUAGUUUCUGGAAAAAUCAUCAGUCAUCACUUCUCUUUUUAA
Molecule: messenger RNA, 951 nt
Organism: Prosopis cineraria
Lineage: Eukaryota; Viridiplantae; Streptophyta; Magnoliopsida; Fabales; Fabaceae
Product: CASP-like protein 3A1
Exons: 3
Coding region: 225-860 (211 amino acids)
Source: RefSeq, a predicted model, not a curated record